CUGAAAUAGGUUCUGCAACUUAUAUAAACAUAUGUUUUAGGGUUCAAUAAAAAGAGAUCAUCGAAGAGGGUGUGCGGCUGCGAGUGAGGAGGAGAGGCGCAGUUCAACCGGACGAGACUACCGGAGAUCUCCAAGUCGUCACUACAACGCAACCAUGGCGAGGGGUUUGAAGAAGCACAUGAAGAGGCUCAAUGCGCCUAAGCAUUGGAUGCUCGAUAAACUUGGUGGUGCUUUCGCUCCCAAACCUUCAUCUGGACCACACAAAUCAAGGGAAUGCUUGCCCUUGAUCCUGAUCCUUCGUAACAGGUUGAAAUAUGCUUUGACUUAUCGUGAGGUUCAAUCUAUUCUGAUGCAAAGGCAUGUGCUUGUUGACAACAAGGUCAGGACUGACAAAACUUACCCUGCUGGUUUCAUGGAUGUUGUCUCCAUUCCCAAAACAAAUGAGAACUUCCGUCUUCUUUAUGACACCAAAGGAAGAUUCAGACUCCACUCAGUCAGGGAUGAAGAAUCCAAGUUUAAAUUGUGCAAGGUAAGAUCAGUCCAAUUUGGGUCAAAGGGGAUUCCAUACAUCAACACAUACGAUGGAAGAACAAUCCGUUACCCUGACCCUUUAAUCAAAGCUAAUGACACCAUUAAACUUGAUCUGGAUUCCAACAAGAUUGUUGAUUUCAUCAAAUUUGAUGUGGGAAAUGUUGUGAUGGUGACUGGAGGAAGAAACACAGGGCGUGUUGGAAUCUUGAAGAACAGGGAAAAACAUAAGGGAAGCUUUGAAACUGUUCACAUUCAAGAUUCAACAGGUCAUGAAUUUGCUACUCGUUUGGGCAAUGUGUUCACCCUUGGAAAGGGAACAAAGCCAUGGGUGUCUCUCCCCAAGGGCAAGGGUAUUAAGUUGACCAUCAUUGAGGAAGCUAGGAAGAGGCAAGCUGCUGUUGCUGCAACUGCUUAGAUCUUUUAAUGAUUUUCGAGAUUUUAUUGCUUUUCAUAGUUUUUGUUAUGUUAUAAUUAUCAUUGUUAAACUUUUUUCAAUUGCAUUUGGUACAAUUUUUGUUAUGGAAGUGUUGAAUUUUGCUA
Lactuca sativa (garden lettuce) is the source of this 1071-nucleotide messenger RNA. Its product is annotated as small ribosomal subunit protein eS4. Gene Ontology annotation, molecular function: RNA binding; structural constituent of ribosome. NCBI's taxonomy places the organism in Eukaryota, Viridiplantae, Streptophyta, Magnoliopsida, Asterales, Asteraceae. The record is from RefSeq and is a predicted model, not a curated record. Gene Ontology annotation, cellular component: ribosome; cytosolic small ribosomal subunit. Gene Ontology annotation, biological process: translation.